UCCUGGAGCCCGUCCCCCACCUGGCCCCACCUGGGCGCUCUGGAGCCUUCUGGCGGGUGGACUAGCAGCGCCGGAGGUACUCCCACCGCCACCGCUUUUGGUCCUGUCUCAUCAGCAGUCGUCCCUGCAUGGAGUUUCCGUCCCUGCACGGAGCUAGCGCUCUAGCCCAGCAAGCAGAGCUCACUGGGAGGCGGUGAGAGCGCAUGGGAGCUGGUUCAGCUCCCGGUGCCCAGAGCCCCAGCUCAUGAAUGAGAAUCCACCCUGAGAGCCCCCUCCGGGGCCUGGGUCCCCAACGAAGGAAGCCCCGCUAGCCCAAGGCUCUGAGCGGCCACCCGCGCAAGUUGGGCGAGUUGGCAGCAGCCCUCACCUGCCUCCUGGCCGGUGGGGCCCCAGAGUCUGCAUCCGGCCUCAGGACCCUGUUGGACGCUCCGCCGCCUCCCGCAGUGGCCCCAGAUGGCCCAAGGGCCCCGCCUGCGCCCCUGGCGCUAGACCAUGGUGGGCAGCUCGGGGCCGGAGCCGCAGCCACCUAGAGCCCAGGUCGCCGGCAGCCAGCCCCCGCCCCACCGGAGCGGACACGCGGGUGAUCACAGCGCACCGGUUACUUCCGUCCUCAGCCGGGAUGGGCCCCGCUGACUGAGCGAUCAGCCUCCUGUCCGCCGGUAAUCCCCAUCGGAUCUGCUGCCUGGGAGCCAUCGACUGCCGGGGGUGCGAACCUGGGGCCGGCCUGGCGGAGAUGACCUGAUCCAGCUCGCCCGCUGGGGCACCUCCUCCUUCCUCUGCUCCCUCUGAGUCUGAGUCUGUGCCGAGACGGCUCUGCUGCCUGCGGGAGGACCAUGGCGGGGAGCUCCAGUUAAAGGCGUGUGGGCGCCCGCUGGAGAGGACACCUUCAGCAUCGCUGCCUUUUGAGGGGGCUUAUUCCAACGACUGAGUCAUUCCAGAUUUAGGAUUCCCUAAAUACUCACCGACUGUGCCCGUUUCCUGCCAGAAAGCCAGCGGAAAAGAAAGAGCACCCGCUCUCGGGACCCCGGUAUCCCCACUCCCGCGGGUUGCUCCCCGAGGAGUGCCUAGCCCUCGAGGAUCUCCCUCCCUCCCUGCCUCCCUCCCUUUCCCUCUCCUCCCUCCCUUUCCCUCGCCUUCCUCCCAGCCCCUCAUUCCCUCCCUCCGCCCCAGCCUCCUGCCCUCUUUGCAGCGCUGCUGGCUGGCGGGGAGUCCGCUCACCGCAGAGGUUCCUAGCGGCCCCCUCCCCGAGCCCCUGCCCUGCCUCCUGCUCCCCGCUCCCACUGCGCGCCUCUCCGAAUGUGAGAAAGGCGGCUGGAGCGAUGCAGUUCUCAGACCUCACCCCGCCGGGAAGGACCUCCUCAUCUCCAGAACUGCGGGCCGCAGGGAGUUAAAUUGCUGCCUUGCUCGCCUUCUCUCUUGCGGUUGGUGGCUUGUUCUCGAAAGGAACGUUUUAUUCACUUUUUAAGUAUUGUCCACGGGGGCAAGCCUCCGUGGCUGGGCCAGACCCUGCUUUCUAACCGGGUUUUGUCUGAUGUCUGUGUAGAUAAUACUUUGGACACCUUACAACGCUUGCGCCUCUGCAACAGGGGCACGGCUGGUUGUUUCGCACAUCUUUCUUCCCUUCCACUGGGUACUCUGAAGGCGGGGUGACCAAACUCCCCAGAGCCCCUUGGACGCUGAUCGCUCGGGGCGCACGAGUCUAGUUAGCAGGAAGGCCUGGGAGCGCCCCGCCCCCGCCCCCUCCGCCAGCUGUUGGGGGAAGUUUACAUCUGGAUUCUCACACGUUUUGGCGCUGCCGCCCAGACUCUGAUAAACCUUGUGGGCGCGGGUUUUCGGAUCGGCAGCCUUUUCAAACGUUAGCACUGCCUCCCGCGCCUCCAGGCCCCGAGGUCCUGCCCUAGCCCCCGCGGAGAGCAAUCCUGAGGGCGCAGUGGAGCCCAGGGCUGGUGUCCCUCACUGAGCCGCUAUGGCUGCGGCUAUAGCCAGCUCCCUGAUCCGGCAGAAGCGACAAGCCAGGGAGUCCAACAGCGACCGGGUGUCGGCCUCCAAGCGCCGCUCCAGCCCCAGCAAAGACGGGCGCUCCUUGUGCGAAAGGCACGUCCUCGGGGUAUUCAGCAAAGUGCGCUUCUGCAGCGGCCGCAAGAGGCCAGUGAGGCGGAGACCAGAACCCCAGCUAAAAGGAAUUGUGACAAGGUUAUUCAGCCAGCAGGGAUAUUUCCUGCAGAUGCACCCAGAUGGUACCAUUGACGGGACCAAGGACGAAAACAGCGACUACACUCUCUUCAAUCUAAUUCCCGUGGGCCUGCGUGUGGUGGCCAUCCAAGGGGUGAAGGCCAGCCUCUAUGUGGCCAUGAAUGGUGAAGGCUAUCUCUACAGCUCAGAUGUUUUCACUCCAGAAUGCAAAUUUAAGGAAUCUGUGUUUGAAAACUACUACGUGAUCUAUUCUUCCACACUGUACCGUCAGCAAGAAUCAGGCCGAGCAUGGUUUCUGGGACUCAAUAAAGAAGGUCAAAUUAUGAAGGGGAACAGAGUGAAGAAAACCAAGCCCUCGUCACAUUUUGUACCAAAACCUAUUGAAGUGUGUAUGUACAGAGAGCCAUCGCUACAUGAAAUUGGAGAAAAACAAGGGCGUUCGAGGAAAAGUUCUGGAACACCAACCAUGAAUGGAGGCAAAGUUGUGAAUCAAGAUUCAACAUAGCUGAGAACUCUUCCCUUUGUCCCUCUCUCAUCCCUUCCCUUUCCCCUUCUCCUUUACCCAUUUUCUUCCAAUAAAUCCACCCAAGGAGAGAAAAAUAAAAUGGCAACACAGGACCUAGUGGCUUCCAAAAUCUUCCUUUGUUUAGGACAGGAAAAUUGAACCCAAGCUUUCCUGUUGCAGCGUGGUAGAAAAUGCACAUGCACAAAGAUUAGCACACAUAUAAGCAAGGGGAAAAUAAAUAAAGACUCCACAAACAUUAAAGUAAAUUGUGCAUUUAUUACUAGAGGGCUAAUUGUAAUGAAGACAUAACUGUAAUAAAGAAGAAAUAAAGUUACUACCUUAAAGAAAAGGGCUUUGUAGAAUUGAACUUACAAAUUGAUGUAAUACCCUAAAUAGCUUAAGCUCUUGGUAAUGCUGUGAUGAGUGCUUUGUUUUGAUUUUGUAUUUUCUUUGGGUAUCUGAAAUUAACACAUUAUUACAUCCUGUUUUCAGGAUGUUUUUAAACCAUGAUAUUGAACAUUUACUUAUAGAUUUUUAAUGCCUCGAAGAUAUGUAAUAAGGAAUCACUUAACAUCAAGAAAAAUUUAAAAAUUUAUUUUUGAAGUUAUUAUUUAAAAUUGUUUUAGACAAAGGAUAGUCUUCUGUUGAAUCUAAUGGUAUUAACAAAUUUAAUUUCCUUCAUAAAAAGUUUCAGAUUCUCUUAAGAGAUUGUCAUAUUUUUAUCAAAGAUAUUAACCUAGGAUCUCAUUUUUUUUUUUUUAGUAAUUUAGAUAAUUUUUUUUCUAAGACUGAAGUAAAUUUUUGGAAUUAUUUGUUAUUACCAUGCCUGGGCAAUGAUGUACAAUUUACAUGCUCUUACUAUUUGGUCUGAUUUUUGACUUUGUGGACAACUUUGAGAGUAUAGGUGCAUGUCUAGUUGUCUUAGAGAGAAUUUUUAUCAUCUCUUGCAGCAGGAAAGAAGGAAGAGGAAUUUUACAUAAGAAAAUACACCCUAGAAAAUUGGUCAAACCAUAUUAUGUCUGCCUUUGUAACUUACCAGAGUUUUAUGUAUACAGCAUUUUCCAAGCUCUGCCAUGAUGUUGGGAGGCAUGGCUGUGAAAUUCCUAACUUACUAUUUUAUGAAGCAGAUGGAUACAUAUCCUUGUUUAUAAGUUGAGGUGACAAUAAGUGUGUUUCCUUGGGUAUUUGUAAUAGACUUAAUUUUUCAGGGGUUUAGAGGAACAAUAUGGAAUUGACAGCUAUGGUUUCAACAGACAGGGUUGUAUGGGCAGUUUAAAGUAGUAAAAAAAAAAAAAAAAAAACUCAGUGUAAGGCAAAUG
Myotis myotis is the source of this 4017-nucleotide messenger RNA. RefSeq names its product fibroblast growth factor 12 (gene FGF12). NCBI's taxonomy places the organism in Eukaryota, Metazoa, Chordata, Mammalia, Chiroptera, Vespertilionidae. The coding region runs from base 1967 to 2698 and encodes 243 amino acids. The transcript has 5 exons. Gene Ontology annotation, biological process: cell differentiation; positive regulation of cell population proliferation; animal organ morphogenesis. Gene Ontology annotation, molecular function: growth factor activity; fibroblast growth factor receptor binding. Gene Ontology annotation, cellular component: cytoplasm. The record is from RefSeq and is a predicted model, not a curated record.